AUGUACAAACUGGACCUCGCCCAACCUUGGAAUACGAGCAAUCCAAUAUGGGCCAAUAUUAAAAGUCAAAAUGAUCAUCGACCCCUUGCUCACUUUACUACUGCCGUUGUACAACACAAUACUGGAUUUAUCAUCCACGGUGGAGCAUUAAACAAUCGUGCUGAUCCAACCAGCCUUUACAGUAUUGAGAACAAUACAUGGAUCGCUCCUCGGCUUGACGGCCCUUCACCCAUACCGAGAAUACGACACACGGCAACAUCGGAUAACCAAGGCCGCAUUUGGAUAUGGGGAGGUGAAAGCAUUAGUGUCAAUGGCUCACUCUUGUAUGACGGCCAAUGGACAGUGAUUGAUACAAGUAUAUGGAGUUACAAUUAUCCAAACAUUGCCAACCCACCAUUUCCUCGUGUUGAUCAUACCGCAACCUUUACUCCUGAUGGUGAUAUCCUUAUCAUUGGUGGACUUUCUUAUACAAGGAAUGUCACUGAUCCACGUGGAAACCACAGCUUGAAUCCUGUUUCCAUGAGCUCCCUGCUUAAAUUUAAUGCAGCUACAAGCGAAUGGCAAAAUGUCACUGCUACUGGCAAUAUCCCUGCGCCAAGAAAUGGUCAUUCAGCCGUUCUUUGUGGGAAUCAUAUCGUUGUCUUUGGAGGGGGAACACAAGAUGAUGAUGGACAAUCCAAACUUUUGAAUGACAUUUUUAUUCUUGAAUUAUCAACCAUGAGGUGGUCAGCACCUUCAUCUACUGGGAUAUCACCUACGCCACGAAAAUACCAUCAUGCUCGGAUGGUGGAUGAAAAUAUGAUGCUUGUUGCUCUUGGAUACGGACCUGAACAUCAAGGAAGCAACGACAUUGAUUUGCUCGACAUGACAACAUGGACAUGGGUAUCCGAAUACGCUCCCAAUCUCCCUUGGCUUGAACAACAGCAGUCUGACAACAACACCUCCACAAACCAAAACGCACAAUAUCUCCCGCCAUCCACCACUGCAGCCUCUCCCGUAUCCACAAAAUUAAUAAGCAAUAGUGAGACUGAUAAUCCACAUCCUCCAAUUGCACCAACAGCUGGCACUGAUCAACGAGAUGACCAAGAAGAAAAGAAAUCGCAUAUGCAAGCUGGGGUUAUUGCUGGUGCUAUUAGUGCAGGCGUGGUAGCAAGCUGA
Molecule: messenger RNA, 1158 nt
Organism: Lichtheimia ornata
Lineage: Eukaryota; Fungi; Mucoromycota; Mucoromycetes; Mucorales; Lichtheimiaceae
Exons: 9
Coding region: 1-1158 (385 amino acids)
Molecular function (GO): protein binding
Source: RefSeq, a predicted model, not a curated record